CUAUCCAGCCAUGGUUCUCACUAAUUUGAGCAAGAUGACUGGACUUCAGAAAAAGACGGCCUGCAUCAGGAAUAUAUGUAUACUAGCUCACGUAGACCACGGCAAGACAACUUUAGCUGAUUGUCUGAUUUCUAGCAAUGGAAUAAUCUCCAGUAGACUGGCAGGAAAGCUGAGAUAUUUGGACAGCAGAGAAGACGAGCAGAUUCGAGGAAUUACAAUGAAAUCCAGUGCAAUUACCUUGCUGUUUGGGAAAGAUGAUCAGGAGUAUCUUAUCAACCUAAUAGAUUCCCCUGGCCACGUGGAUUUUUCCUCUGAAGUGUCUACGGCUGUCAGACUUUGCGAUGGUUGCAUUGUUGUGGUUGAUGCUGUGGAAGGAGUCUGUCCACAGACACAUGCAGUUUUGCGACAGGCCUGGCUAGAAAACAUUCGUCCGGUCUUAGUGAUUAAUAAAAUAGAUCGGCUCAUAAUGGAGCUCAAGUUCACGCCCCAGGAAGCCUAUUCUCAUCUGAAGAACAUCCUGGAACAGGUGAAUGCCAUCACUGCGACUCUCUUCACUUCAAAAGUGCUUGAAGAAAGGGCUGAGAAAGACACGGAAACUCAGCUGACGUCUGAUUCUGCUCACAGAGACCAAGUGUACGACUGGAGUGCGGGUUUGGAAUGCACCGACGAUUCGCACCUUUACUUUUCGCCAGAUCAGGGAAACGUGGUAUUUGCCAGUGCGAUUGACGGCUGGGGCUUUGGCAUCGAACAUUUUGCAAAGCUGUAUAGCCAGAAGAUUGGAAUCAAGCCAUCAGUACUGCUGAAGACGUUGUGGGGAGACUAUUACCUGAACGUGAAAGCCAAGAAGAUUAUGAAAAGUGACCAGUCGAAAGGGAAGAAGCCUUUGUUUGUGCAGCUGGUUCUGGACAACAUAUGGAGCCUCUACGAAGCUGUUAUGAAAAGAGAUAAGGAAAAAAUUGAUAAAAUAGUCUCCUCUCUGGGACUGACGAUCGGCGCUCGUGAAUCACGCCACUCAGAUCCGAAAGUUCAGCUUAGUGCCAUUUGUAGUCAAUGGCUGCCGAUAUCCCAGGCUGUUCUCUCGAUGGUCUGUAAUAAACUUCCGAGCCCUCUCGAUAUCACCGUCGAGAGAGUGGAAAAACUGAUGUCUGUCGGGGCGAAAGCGUUUGAUUCUUUGCCACAAGAAACUCAAGAUCUGAAAGACGCGUUUAUGAAAUGCAGCAGUGAAGAAACUGCCCCCGUCAUUGUCUUUGUGUCCAAAAUGUUUGCAGUUGACGCUAAGACAUUGCCACAGAACAAGCCAAGGCCUCUGUCGCAAGAAGAAAUUGCCCAGAGACGUGAACUCGUAAGGCAGCGGCAUGCUGAAAAGUUGGCCGCUACUCAUGGGCAAGGGGUGGCGCAGCCAGGUGCUGGAGAAAACCCGACGGACCAAACUAUGAAGGCAGGAAAGACUAAAGAGGAUGAUCAGCCGCCUGCUACUCAGACGGAGGCCAUGCCUGUGGCGACUGUGAAGCAGGAAGCCGAAAACAAGGAGGCCUUUGUGGCUUUUGCAAGAGUGUUCAGUGGAGUUGUGAAGAAGGGGCAAAAACUCUUCGUUCUUGGGCCAAAAUACGAUCCCACUGAAUCGCUGCACAAGCUGCCUUUAGGGUGUUCUGCUGCCGACGACCUGCCACCGGUGCCUCAUUUGGCUAGCUGCACUUUAGAAGAUCUUUACUUGCUAAUGGGAAGAGAACUGCAGCAGCUGGAGGAGGUGCCUUCGGGAAACGUGUUAGGGAUAGGGGGAUUGCAAGAGUUUGUACUGAAGUCGGCGACGCUGUCCUCAUCACCAGCUUGUCCACCGUUUACACCUCUCAACUUCGAGGCGACGCCGAUCGUGCGAGUUGCCGUGGAGCCGAAACACCCAAGCGAAAUGCCUCAGCUGGUCAAAGGUAUGAAGCUUCUAAACCAGGCUGAUCCCUGCGUACAAGUUUUAAUCCAGGAGACCGGGGAGCACGUGCUGAUAACGGCAGGAGAAGUUCAUCUUCAGCGUUGUUUGGACGACUUGAAAGAGAGGUUUGCCCGGGUACAGAUCAGUGUGUCAGAGCCCAUCAUCCCGUUCAGAGAAACAAUCACGAGGCCCCCCAAAGUCGACAUGGUGAACGAAGAGAUAGGAAGGCAGCAGAAAGUCGCGGUCAUACACCAGAGCAAAGAGGAGCAGAAUAAAAUCCCCGAGGGUGUGCAGGUCGACUCCGACGGGCUCGUGACGAUGUCAACGGCAAACAAAUACGCCACUCUGAGCGUCAGAGCAACGCCGCUUCCCGAGGAGGCGACUCGGCUUCUGGAGGAAAACUGUGACUUAAUCCGGACCCUGGAGCAGUUCACCACUUCUUUAAUCGAGGGUAAAAAAAACCAGGAGAUGAAUCAGAAGACCCUCGACCAGAUCCGAGAGCUGAAGCAAAAACUGGAGCAAAAACUGCAGGGUUGGAAAUGGAGGAACGCCGUCGACUGCAUCUGGUCCUUCGGCCCCCGAAAAUGCGGGCCGAACAUUUUAUUGAACAGAUUCGAAGGCUACGAGAGGUCCGUGUGGCAGUGCUUGGAUAAGGGGGCGAAAGAGGCGAGCCUGUACCGGGACUUCGACAACAGCGUAGUGAGUGGGUUUCAGCUGGCGACGCUUUCCGGGCCGAUGUGCGAGGAGCCGCUGAUGGGCGUCUGCUUUUCGGUGGAGAAAUGGGACAUGAGCAAAUUUGUGGAGCAGAUGUCCACAAACAGGCAGGAUCUGGAGGGAAAGACCGCGGGAGAGAUGUUGGUGGCAGAGGGAGCCGCCCCCAUGUCGACAGGCGAGGAUUCCAAAUCGACUUCAGGAAGUAAAGAAAUCCAAGAGAGCAGCCAGCAACCUUUCAAACUGCCGAGUAAACGUAAAGGGGAGACCCUGCCUGCCGAUUGCUAUGGCCCUUUCUCUGGACAGCUCAUUGCCACCAUGAAGGAUGUGUGCCGUUACGCUAUGCAAGCGAAGCCGCAGAGGCUGAUGGCUGCUAUGUACACCUGUGAGAUUAUGGCCACAGCGGAAGUAUUAGGCCGCGUCUAUGCCGUCCUGUCCAAGCGGGAAGGCCGUGUGUUGCAGGAAGAGAUGAAAGAAGGGACGGACAUGUUUAUCAUCAAGGCGGUGCUGCCCGUGGCGGAGAGCUUCGGUUUCGCUGACGAGAUCAGGAAGCGAACUAGCGGCCUGGCCAGUCCACAGCUGGUGUUCAGCCACUGGGAGAUCAUUUCGGACGAUCCGUUUUGGGUGCCCACCACAGAGGAGGAGUAUUUGCAUUUUGGGGAAAAGGCAGACUCCGAGAACCAGGCUCGCAAGUACAUGAACGCCGUUCGAAAGCGGAAGGGACUUUACGUAGACGAGAAAAUUGUGGAGCAUGCUGAGAAGCAAAGAACUCUCAGCAGAAACAAAUAACUGCCUCCACUUCUGCGUCCCGGCUUUCUCGGUUAAGUGCAGGUGAAUUAUUUUCCAUGCCGG
Messenger RNA from Euleptes europaea (tarantolino), 3487 nucleotides. RefSeq names its product elongation factor like GTPase 1 (gene EFL1). The transcript has 19 exons. Gene Ontology annotation, molecular function: GTPase activity; ribosome binding; GTP binding. The record is from RefSeq and is a predicted model, not a curated record. Gene Ontology annotation, biological process: cytosolic ribosome assembly. Lineage: Eukaryota; Metazoa; Chordata; Lepidosauria; Squamata; Sphaerodactylidae. Gene Ontology annotation, cellular component: ribonucleoprotein complex; cytosol. Bases 11 to 3424 code for a protein of 1137 amino acids.